This is a messenger RNA of Xyrauchen texanus (razorback sucker), 2374 nucleotides long. RefSeq names its product zinc finger protein ZFP2-like. The transcript is spliced from 4 exons. The record is from RefSeq and is a predicted model, not a curated record. Gene Ontology annotation, molecular function: RNA polymerase II cis-regulatory region sequence-specific DNA binding; DNA-binding transcription factor activity, RNA polymerase II-specific. Gene Ontology annotation, biological process: central nervous system development; regulation of transcription by RNA polymerase II. The coding region runs from base 21 to 1895 and encodes 624 amino acids. NCBI's taxonomy places the organism in Eukaryota, Metazoa, Chordata, Actinopteri, Cypriniformes, Catostomidae. Gene Ontology annotation, cellular component: nucleus.
CACAGUUUGCGCGCUCUCCGAUGUUCAUCAUGAGAGAGCAGGUGGAUGUGAUCUGCUGUAAAUCAGUAGGAACUGAUCUGUCCAUGCUGGAUAUUGAUGAUUUCAUCACAGAAAUCUCUCAGCUGAAGAAAGAGGUGACGUCACUGAAGACAAAACUGAAGGAGAGAGAACUAUAUUCAUCCUGCACCUGUUUUGAGCGAGUUAAAGUUGAGAUUGAGCUGGAAAAGGUUUCCUGUCAAUCUUCAGUGUGUGUGACUGAUGGGACCUCCACAGAAUGUCAGGAUUCAGUGUGGAGCGGCAGAGAUCAGUCCACACCACAGCAGCUGCUGGACAAACUCUCUGAACAGAGAUCCAGAGACACACAGGACUCACAGCUCACUUUACUCUGUUCUACUGAUGCUCAGGAGAGUGUGUGUGACAGUAAUCAGGGUGAUCAAACCUCCACAGAGUCUCUGACUUCUGUCUGUAACGCUGGAGAACAGCAGAUGCUGCAGACACCAGUGAAGAUUGAAGUGAUGCAAGAGGAGAUAAAAGAAGAAAACACAACAGAGGAACAACAGAGAGAUGAUGAAGAUGAUAAUGAUGAUGAACAACAGAUGUUGCAGACACCGGUGAAGAUUGAAGGGAUGCAAGAGGAGAUUAAAGAAGAAAACAUAACAGAGGAACAACAGAGUGAUGAAGAUGAUGAUGAACAGCAGAUGCUGCAGACAUCAGUGAAGAUGUGUUCAAUAAAGCUGCUGGACUGCAGGAACCUCAUGAGAGUAGAAACCACAACAGAGGAACAAGAGAGUGAUGAAGAUGAUGAUGAUUUUAUUCCCUCAGGGCUGAUGAAAGUGCAAGAGGAACCGAAUGAAAUGGAAGAGAAACUUCAGGAUCUGAAACGUCUUGAUUUAAUAACUGGAGAAAUAUCUUUAAGUGGCUCAAAGACUAAGAAGAAUUUCUCACCAAAAAAGCCUCAAAGAAGAGCAGCCAAAAAUAAUUUAACCUGCUCUCAAUGUGGAAAGAAUUUCGCAUUUAAAAGCCGGCUUAAUAUACACAUGAGAGUUCAUACAGGAGAAAAGCCUUACAUGUGCCAUCGGUGUGGAAAGAGAUUCACUGUGUCACAAAAACUGAAAAAACAUGAGAGAAUCCAUACUGGAGAAAAACCGUACAAGUGUUCACAAUGUGGAAAGAGUUUCGCUCAGUUAAACACCCUAAAAACACACAAGAGUAUUCAUACUGCAGAAAAACCUUACAAGUGUUCAUACUGUGUAAAGAGUUAUACUCUGUCACAACAACUGAAAAAACAUGAGAGAAUUCAUACUGGAGAAAAUCUUUACAAGUGCUCACACUGUGGAAAGUAUUUUACUCAGUCACAACUGAAAACACAUGAGAGAAUUCAUACUGGAGAGAAACCAUACAAGUGCUCACAUUGUGGAAAGGGAUUUAAUCAGUCACAACAACUCAAAUCACAUGAGAGAAUUCAUACUGGAGAAAAACCUUACAAGUGUUCACUCUGUGGAAAGAAUUUCACUCAUUCGCAAAACCUGAAAAUACACGAGCGAAGUCACACUGGAGAAAAACCAUACAAGUGCUCCCACUGCGGAAAGAGUUUCAUUCAGUCACACUGCCUGAAAUCACACAAGAGAAUUCAUACUGUAGAGAAACCUUUCAAGUGCUCACACUGUGGAAAGUGUUUUACUCAGUCACAACAACUCAAAUCACAUGAGAGAAUUCAUACUGGAGAGAAACCUUACAAUUGCUCACAUUGUGGAAAGUGUUUUACUCAGUCACAACAACUCAAAUCACAUGAGAGAAUUCAUACUGGAGAGAAACCUUACAAAUGUUCACACUGUGGAAAGAGUUUCACUCAGUCACACAGCUUGAAAACACACCAGAGAAUUCAUACUGUAUAGAUCCCAUACCACUACUUUUCAUGUGUGAAAAGUUUUAGUGCAGCAAGUAAUCUAUAUACACCUUUAAAAAUGUUUACCCAAGUAGUCACAGUGAGAAGACAACAUCUUCAUGUCCAACGAUAUUGUGUAAAUAGUUUGAAAUUCAGAUAAACCCAAAGAUUAAAUUUCUCCCAAAAGAGCUGCAUCAUCUAAAGCCCUAUUCUGUAGGUUUGGGAAAUUCUUGUUUCACAGAUGUACUUUGUGAUUUUAAUUCCAUCUGAAUCUGACAGGUCUCACUGACCCCGUUUACACCUGGUAUUAAGAUGCUAAUUUGGUACCACCCCUCACAUGUCAAUGAACCGCUGUGCUAAUCAAGAGAUUAAACUUUGUUGUUAUGAUCGGUUUUAAAGGAAAUAACGUUUGAUCGAAAGGGGAUACAUACAGAAACACUAGAACUUCACGGAUCUUCUGUGUGUCUGAAAUCAACAUGCAGGGGCACU